AAAAUCUCUCCUUUUCUUCUUUUUCUUUAAAUAUGCGUCUCCAUGUAUGAUAUAAACUCAACGUAAAUCGCAAUCACAAUCACAAUCACAAUCACAAUCACAUUCACGCUUUUCUUUAUUGCUUUCGCUUUUUUUUUCUCAAACCAAUGGUGAUGGAGGAUACCGAGAGUUGCGGGAGCAAAGCUAAAGAUACGCCGCCGUUGCAAAGCCAGAAACAGCGGCUAAAGUUUGACGUCUACAAUGAGGUGCUCCGACGGCUUCGACGAUCCGAUAAAGAAGAGGCUGAUAGGCCCGGCUUUGACCACCAACUCUGGACUCACUUCGAUCGCCUUCCUACUCGCUAUGCUUUGGAUGUGAAUGUGGAAAGAGCAGAAGAUGUUCUUAUGCACCAAAGAUUACUGCAUUUGGCUCAUGAUCAUGCCACUAGACUAGCAAUGGAAGUUCGUCUCGUGCAGGUGCAAUCUACCUCUGAUGGGAACUCUCCGAGUGAGGAAUCUGCUCAAAGUUCUAGGAAAUUGUCUAACAGACAAAGCAUACAUCCACCACCUGCCUUUGGCUCCUCACCUAAUCUCGGAUCCCUUGCUGAUCAAGAUGGAGAUAAUUCUGAACAUGGCAAUUCACAUUUUUCCAGGCCCAUGCAUGAAAUUACAUUUUCAACAGAAGACAAACCAAAACUUCUCAGUCAGUUGACAGCAUUGCUUGCUGAGAUUGGGCUGAACAUCCAGGAAGCACAUGCAUUUUCUACAGUUGAUGGUUAUUCCUUAGAUGUUUUUGUUGUUGAUGGUUGGCCAUAUGAGGAAACGGAGCAGCUUAAAGAUGCUUUGGAAAAGGAUCUCUUAAAAAUUGAGAAGCAAUCUUGGCUGAAACAACUUCCCACUUCUCCUACAAAGGGCCAGGAGACUAGGACCAAAGGUGAUCAGAAUUAUGUUGCAAUUCCUAAUGAUGGGAGUGAUGUUUGGGAAAUUGAUCCUAGACACUUAAAGUUUGAGAACAAAGUUGCAUCUGGGUCAUAUGGGGAUCUGUAUAAAGGUACUUACUGUAGUCAGGAUGUGGCUAUUAAGGUCCUCAAGCCAGAGCGUGUAGAUACUGAUAUACAGAAAGACUUUGCCCAGGAAGUCUUUAUUAUGAGGAAAGUUCGGCAUAAAAAUGUAGUACAAUUUAUUGGUGCAUGUACCAAGCCUCCAACCUUGUGUAUUGUAACAGAAUUUAUGUGUGGUGGAAGUGUGUAUGACUAUCUUCAUAAACAGAAGGGUGUUUUCAAGCUUCCAUCAUUGCUUAAAGUUGCAAUAGAUGUUUCCAAAGGAAUGAACUACUUGCACCAAAAUGAUAUAAUCCACAGGGAUUUGAAGGCUGCAAAUCUUCUGAUGGAUGAAAAUGAAGUGGUUAAGGUUGCUGAUUUUGGGGUUGCUAGAGUGAAAGUUCAAUCUGGAGUUAUGACAGCUGAAACUGGAACAUAUAGAUGGAUGGCUCCAGAGGUCAUUGAACAUAAGCCAUAUGAUCACAAGGCCGAUGUUUUCAGUUUCGGAAUCAUGUUAUGGGAGUUGUUAACUGGAAAGCUUCCAUAUGAAUACUUAACCCCAUUACAAGCAGCUGUAGGAGUGGUUCAAAAGGGAUUACGUCCCACAGUCCCAAAGAACACUAACCCGAAGCUCACUCAACUGCUAGAGAGAUGCUGGCAACAAGAUCCAACACUAAGACCUGAUUUUUCUGAAAUCAUAGGCAUUUUACAGCAAAUUUCCGAGGUAGGAGAUGAAGGGAAAUCUUCUGGAGGAUUUUUCUCAGCUCUUAGAAAGGCAGCAAAGUAGAUAAAGUUAUAGAAACAUAGGCUUUUCAACUAUGUUGGCGAUUCCCUCCCAGCAUUUUCAUCACUUCUGUACAGCAUUAUUGUCCUUUAUUUAACCCAUUUUUUGCUGGUAUAAAAUGAGCUUUUGUGACAUGAUUAUUUCUACAGUUAGUAUUUUUCUUUCUUUUUCUGAACCAAUUUUGUUUUCUUUAUUUCGAAUAACAAUGGGUCAUGUUUUUGAUGAA
Molecule: messenger RNA, 2028 nt
Organism: Gossypium raimondii (Peruvian cotton)
Lineage: Eukaryota; Viridiplantae; Streptophyta; Magnoliopsida; Malvales; Malvaceae
Product: serine/threonine-protein kinase STY46
Exons: 16
Coding region: 147-1805 (552 amino acids)
Biological process (GO): protein phosphorylation
Molecular function (GO): protein kinase activity; ATP binding
Source: RefSeq, a predicted model, not a curated record